This is a messenger RNA of Coccomyxa subellipsoidea C-169, 2213 nucleotides long. Its product is annotated as MFS general substrate transporter. The transcript has 12 exons. Gene Ontology annotation, biological process: transmembrane transport. NCBI's taxonomy places the organism in Eukaryota, Viridiplantae, Chlorophyta, Trebouxiophyceae, Coccomyxaceae. The coding region runs from base 1 to 1596 and encodes 531 amino acids. Gene Ontology annotation, molecular function: transmembrane transporter activity. Gene Ontology annotation, cellular component: membrane. The record is from RefSeq and is a predicted model, not a curated record.
AUGGCAGACCAGCAGCGGCUGCUGGAUGGAAUGCCUCAGGACGUGGAGCAGGGCGGGGAUGCUGAUGAGGGGCCCACUUACACCGUCGGAGAAGCGCUUGACUGCAUCGGCUUUGGCAGAUUCCAGGGGAUGGUAUUGUUCUACUGCGGAUGUGCCUGGGCAGCGGAUGCCGUGGAAAUGAUGCUCCUCUCCUUCCUGGGGCCUGCGGUGCGGUGCGAGUGGGGCAUUUCGCCCUCGGCAGAGAGCCUGAUCACGAGCAUUGUUUUCUGCGGCACAAUGCUUGGCGCGUACGGAUGGGGCGUGCUCGGUGAUGCAAAGGGCCGCCGCGUCGGCUUUGCCGCAACCGCCGCGUUCACUUUUGCGUUCGGCAUCCUCAGCGCAGCUUCCCCCAACUACCUCAGCCUGGUGGUGCUGCGGGGGCUGAUGGGCGUGGGCUUGGGGGGAGCGCCUGUGGCGUUUGCACUAUUCUUGGAACUUGUGCCCUCAUCAAAGCGGGGGGUGCUCAUGGUGGCGCUGCAGUCCUUCUGGACCGUGGGCAGCAUGCUGGAGGCGGCGUUGGCAUGGGCAAUACUGACAGACUGGGGCUGGCGAUGGCUGGUGGCAAUCUCGUCCCUGCCGCUGCUUGCAUUGCUGCUGCUGUACCCGUUCCUGCCAGAGUCCCCCUACUGGCUGGUCGCCUCCGGCCGCACUGCCGAUGCGCAGGCGCUGCUGCAGAGAAUCGCACACGCCAACGGCCGGCCGCUGCCGCCGGGGCGGCUGGCGCCGAGCGCCGCGGCGGCAGCCGCCGCUAAGGCUCAGGCGGACAGCAAGGCGCUGGAGGUGGAGGGGGGGACCCAGGGGAGUACAGGUACUGGCAAGGGGAUGAAAAUAUGGGGCCCGCUGAGUCAGCUGGCGACUGCGUUCCGGCCACUUCUGAGCGGAGACCUGCGGCGCACGACGCUGCUGCUGCUGCUCAUCUGGUUUGUCAACGCGCUGUGCUACUACGGCCUCGUCCUGCUUACCACCUCGCUGCACUCGCACGGCGGCGGCAGCGGCUGCAGCACUGGCGGCCGCCUCGUUCUGUCCUCGGCCGACCUGCGGGACAUCUUUGUGGCGUCCACAGCUGAGCUGCCGGGACUCCUGCUUGCUGCUGCAGUCAUGGACGGGCUCGGCCGCAAAUGGCCCCUGGCGGCAAGUCAGCUGGUGAUAGCGGCUGCGACGGGAUCUCUGCUCUUGGCGCCCGGCCGAUGGGACACGGCACUGCUAUUCAUCGGACGCGCAUGCUCCAUGGGAUCAUAUGCCAUCCUCUAUGUAUACACCCCCGAGGUGUUUCCGACACGGGUGCGCACGUUUGGGCUGGGGGUGAAUAAUGCGAUGUCCAGAAUAGGCGCGCUGGUGUCCCCCUUCCUGGCGGUGGACCUGGUGGAGCGGGGGUCCCCGGGGAUCGCGGAGGGAACGCUCGCGCUCGCCUGCCUCGCAGCCGCCGUUGCGUGCGCGUUUCUGCCCCUGGAGACCUCCGGCAAGGAGCUCGCGGUGGACGGUGCUGCGAAUGAAAAUUCACAGGAGGAUGGGGAGAUGCUGCCACCGGCGCCAUCUGAGUCAGAGCAUCGGCUGUGAACGUAUUGUAUUGAUAGAUUACUACAUCGAUUACUGAUAGAUUAGUGAAAGAUUGGCAGCCUUUUCUGCAGAUUAACCUUGCCUGUGGCAGGAACAGCCGGAGAAAAUAAUAAGUGACAGAUAAGAUGCUACUGUCUGCAAGUUCUGUGCCUUUCAAGAUAGAACUCUGGGAUUGAAGCACAACUGGCAUGCAUGCUGUUUGCGCAAGCCUGCUGAGCGGUUGUGUGUCCAAUUGAUUGGGUGUUGCAUAAUUAAUCAGCAGCUGUGCAUGCACUAUGCAUUUGGCGUGCGGUGGCUGGCAGAUAUUCUUCAGCCAAUUGCCGCAUCAUGCAUGAUGCGCAGGACCUGCGGUUUAAUCGAGUUGCAGCUUGCAGUACUGCGCAAUGACUGCACAUGAUUGGGGGUGGCAACAGACGCUUACAACUUCAGGGAAUGGUGACAUCAGGCAUGACAGUUGCGGUUUGGUCAAAGGAUUAAUGUUAUGCAUGUGCAUUCUCUUGAGUAAAUUUUUGCACAUGGAGCCAGCUGGCCAACUUACAUGCCGUUUUGCCCGUCUUGCAAAUUAAGCAUUGCCUGUUCUUUAAAUGAUAAGUAAUUGUGACAGAAAAGGCUAAGCA